Messenger RNA from Symbiodinium sp. CCMP2456, 449 nucleotides. Lineage: Eukaryota; Dinophyceae; Suessiales; Symbiodiniaceae. The record is from the annotation of a GenBank genome assembly.
AUGGAAGUCGAUGAGAUCGAACAGUUCACCGUGACUGAGCCCAUCAGCCCUGUCACUCCGGCGGAUCCCAUCGAACACUUCACCGAGUCUGCCAGCGCUUCGAACACAGCGGCCUCAUCGACUUCCGACAAGGACAAGGCUGCGAAGGCUCGUCGAAAACACUACGAUGACGAGACAGCCCAAAAGGCGCUGGAAGUCCUGGCUUUCAAAAAGGCCUCCGAGAAGAUGGGCAUCGCAAAUUUCCGGCUGACACACCCCGGAGCCACCGACGAGGAACUGGUGAGGAUCUGGAAGAAUAAGCUCUCCGGUGUAGACGUCGACAGCCAUGGGAGACCGACGAAGGACGCCGACCUCAACUUGGCCGAGAAGUGUUCCGAGGAGGACACCAAAAGGGUCAUCGAGUAUUGCCAGUACAUCGCAGCCGGCAUCGACCACAAGAUCCACGAGAA